UCGGAAGCCCCAAAUUUGAAAUCGGAAAUCGUCAGCCCUCUUCCUUUCCUCCUUCGCACUCCCCCCUCCCGAUUUGACGACGAAGGGCUUCUCGACUCCCGCCAUGAUCAAUGGCUGUUGACCUUGGGAGCAGCUCCGCGAUCGAGGACCCCUUCGCAGACUUCUCCCUUCUUUCCCUCCUCCCACGAACUCUAGGAGGCGCGCUCCGUGCUGACCCGCCUCCCUUGGACGCGCACGAGACGGAGGUCAUCAAAGCUCUUCUUGAUUCCGUGGUUGGCUCCAAGGAGGUCCUGGAGCAGGCGCAUGCUAUCAACAAUAGUUGUCAAAACGUUGUAAAUUCAUCCCAAGACGGAAACAAGACGAUUCCUGCAGAUGUUAAGAAUCGGCUUGUUUCGCGAAGGCCCGCGUUGGGCCGUAAACGUGCUCAAUUUUCCUUGAAGCCCAUAUCAAGCAACCCUGUUCCAGAUGUUGACUUUAAUUCUCAAAUUGAUCAUUUAGAUGAUCCGGAGGAGUUCUUCUUUGCCUUUGAGCAACUUGAGAAUGCGGGCAAAGAGCUAAAGAAACUAAGGGGUGAGGCUGUUACUGAACCUGCAAAGAAUCAGCAGGUCACUGGUCGCAAACGUCGUCUUGGAAUUCUAGGGAAGACGGUUAGUUAUAAGCAUCACUUCUCUGCUACAGUUGAUACUGCUGAAGCAUUUAGUGUAUCACAGGAAGUUCUUGAUCAGAGAAAUGCCACUCCAUACAAGGCUUCAAUUAAAAUCAAGCCGACUGCAAAUCUGCAUCCUACUUCAUUUGAUCAACCUUGCAAUUUACAUUCCACGGACACAAAUAACAUACACCUUUUAGCUAAUGAACGAGAAGAUUCUGUAGCUGAUGAGAACAAUGCAAACAAUAUUCUGGAAAAGCUGUUGUUUUCAUUCAGAGAUUUGGAUGAAGGUGAAGGGACAGCUUUUCUGAGGGAGAGCUUGCAGAUUAAGUCAAUUGAGAUAGGAAAAAUACAUCUUCCUGAGUUGCAUUCCAUCCAGAGAAACGAUUUUAGGACAUUGGAAAAUAGAGUAGCAAAAGAGAAAUCAGAAGCUCACCAACUUCUGCCAACUUCAGCAACCCUAUCAAGAAGUCCGCUUGCAGAUACUUCAUACUUGCAAAGGCAUAUGUCACUUAUUGAUCAACAAGGAAAUCCAUACAUGAUCCCUCCGAGUGCUGAUGCACCAUAUUCAACUUCACAAACUCCAGCACGAAGUCCACUUGCAGCGAUUACAAAUUUUCAAUGGCGUAUUUCAGUUGAUGAACCACUAGAAGAUCCAUACAUGAUUCCUCCAAGUGAUGAUGCACCGUAUUCCGGUGACUCUUGUCCAACUAGCUGCUGGCAGAAAAAGUCUCUUUCACCUCCUGCUAAUAUCAGUUAUCCAAAUCGGAAUGGUUUGCUUGUUAGAGAUGCUUUAGAUUCUGUGAGGUCGGAUGAUGGAAUAUUGAAUUUGGUUGAUAAAUUGCAGAUUUCAGAUGCCAAAGCAGAUAAAACCAUUGAUGAUAAGAUUGCAACAGAGGAAGAUGUAAUAGAACAUGUGCAUUGUUCACCUGAAAGUACAAUAGAACAUAGGGACCAUUUAAUGACUGAUGACCUGAUCAAUUUUGAUGGGUUCAAUGAGCAAAUGGAGGAAGGCAAUCGUGUCCAACUUGAUCCAUUGUAUGAACGUCCUGAUCAUGAUGUUGAGGAUCCAGCUUCUGUUUGCUCCAAUCAAUGUGGUAGAGAUGGACCAGAUAGCAAACGUGAAAGUACAGUUGACGAUCAUAUUAUAUCUGAAAGUGAUACCAUUGUUGAUAAAUGUGAUGCUGAUGACAAUUUGCAAAAUCAGGUAAAUGUUGGAGCACCAGAUGUACUGGUGGUUGAUGCGGAGGCACCCAGAGUGCUUCCCCACUCUACAGCUUAUCCUGACGUUGAUGAUCCGACUUCUGGUUGUUCCAAUCAAUGUAGUAGAGAUGGACCAGAUAGCAAACAUGAAAGUACAGCUGAAGGUCAUAUUAUAUCUGAAAGUGAUACAAUUGUCGAUAAAUGUGAUGCCGAUGACAAUUUGCAAAAUCAGGUAAAUGUUGGAGCACCAGAUGUACUGGUGGUUGAUGCAGAGGCACCCAGAGUGCUUGCCAACUCUACAGCUUAUCCUGACGUUGAUGAUCCGACAUUUGGUUGGUCCAAUCAGAUUAGUAGAUAUGGAUCAGAUAACAAACUUGAAAGUACAACUGAAUGUCUUAUUGUAUCUGAAAAUGAUACCAUUGUUGAUAAAUGUGGUGCUGAUGACAAUUUGCAAAAUCAGGUAAGGGUAGGAGCUCCAGAUGUAAUGGUGGUUGAUGCAGAGGCAUCAAGAGUCCUUCCUGUGAAUGAGCAAUCUAAAGAUGUACACACAUUAGCAGGAGGGAAUAUGGAGGCACAAAGUUGUCAUACAACUUCUGGAUUAUCCCAAAACAUUGAAAAGAAACAAAAAGCUUUGCCAAGCAGAAAAGACAAGCAAAAAUUGGUUUCAAGAAGGCAAAGCCUUGCAGAUGCUGGUAUGAUAUGGAAUUCUGGUGUAAGGAGAAGCACAAGAAUUAAGUCAAGACCUUUAGAGUAUUGGCGUGGGGAGAGAUUUUUAUAUGGACGCAUUCAUGAUAGCCUGGCAACAGUUAUUGGGGUGAAGCGCUCAUCCCCAGGUAACAAUGGUAAGCUGAAGGUGACAUCAUUCGUGUCCGAGGAAUAUGCGGAUCUUGUUGCCCAAGCAGCGCAACUUUGAUAUCCCGGACCUCUUCAUUCAUUCAUGUCUACCGUUGCUUGCUUCACUUUGUGCCCAUCGUCUGUGAUGUUACCAUCCAUCCAAUUCUACACUUGGAUGUUAUAUGAUGCUUGUUCAACUGGUGGCAGGAAGCCUGUGUCAUACUAGUAGUAGCCUCGGGUUUGAACUUUGGCUUACAAAAGGGUCGCCCGACUGCUUUGUUUGUCUUUGUAAAAACAUGAAAGGCUCACUUUAUAUCCUUUCUCUUAUAUUAGAGGGACUCGACAGCCAUUGAUCUGUUCACAUUAA
Musa acuminata subsp. malaccensis (wild Malaysian banana) is the source of this 3050-nucleotide messenger RNA. RefSeq lists its product as uncharacterized. Gene Ontology annotation, biological process: kinetochore assembly; spindle attachment to meiosis I kinetochore; attachment of mitotic spindle microtubules to kinetochore. Gene Ontology annotation, molecular function: centromeric DNA binding. The record is from RefSeq and is a predicted model, not a curated record. Lineage: Eukaryota; Viridiplantae; Streptophyta; Magnoliopsida; Zingiberales; Musaceae. Gene Ontology annotation, cellular component: kinetochore.